Molecule: messenger RNA, 6834 nt
Organism: Canis lupus familiaris (dog)
Lineage: Eukaryota; Metazoa; Chordata; Mammalia; Carnivora; Canidae
Gene: TGM6
Product: transglutaminase 6
Exons: 13
Coding region: 1-2196 (731 amino acids)
Biological process (GO): peptide cross-linking
Molecular function (GO): protein-glutamine gamma-glutamyltransferase activity
Source: RefSeq, a predicted model, not a curated record
AUGGCUCAGGCCCACGGCUGCCAAGCUGGCGCCGGCUGUCAGCUGGGCGCUCGGGGGCUGUGGGUUGGGGGUCAGGCUAAGAGGGUCAGAGUCACCGAGGUGGACUGGCACAGCCGGAAAAAUGGUGCUGCCCACCACACCCAGGAGUACCCCGGCCCUGAGCUGGUGGUUCGCAGGGGCCAGGUGUUCACCUUGCGGCUGGAGCUGAGCAGAGCCCUGGAGGACCAGGAGACCAUCAUCUUCACCGUGGAGACAGGACCCCAGGCAUCUGAGGACUGCCACACCAAAGCUGUGUUCCAGAUAUCGGAGCCGGAUGUGGGCCAGAACUGGACAGCGGUGGAGGAGGCUCAGACGGAGAACACCAUGACCGUCAGCAUCACCAGCCCUCCCAACGCUGUCAUUGGCCGCUACCUGAUGAGGACCAGGGUCUCCUCUCGCCGAAAGCAAAAUGACCGGAAGCUGGGCGAAUUUGUUCUCCUUUUCAACCCGUGGUGCCCAGAGGACGACGUGUUUCUGGACUCAGAGGAGGAGAGACAGGAGUACGUGCUGAACGACAGUGGGAUCAUCUUCCGAGGCGUGGAGAAACACAUCCGAGCCCAGGGCUGGAACUACGGGCAGUUUGAGGAGGAGAUCCUGGACAUCUGCCUCUCCAUCCUGGACCGAAGUCCUCUUCACCAAAAUGACCCAGCCACCGACGUGUCCCACCGCCACGACCCCAUCUAUGUCACCAGGGCAAUCAGCGCCAUGGUGAACAGCAACAAUGACAGGGGCGUGGUUCAAGGCCAGUGGCAGGGCAAGUACGGCGGCGGCACCAGCCCCCUGCACUGGAGCGGCAGCGUGGCCAUUCUGCACAAGUGGUUCAAGGGCAGGUUCAAGCCUGUCAAAUACGGCCAGUGCUGGGUCUUCGCUGGAGUCAUGUGCACAGUCCUUAGAUGCCUGGGGAUCGCCACCCGAGUCGUGUCCAACUUUAACUCGGCCCAUGACACGGACAGGAACCUGAGCGUGGACAAAUACGUGGACUCCUUCGGGCGGACCUUGGAGGACCUGACAGAGGACAGCAUGUGGAAUUUCCACGUCUGGAAUGAGAGUUGGUUCGCCCGCCGGGACCUGGGCCCCUCUUACAAUGGUUGGCAGGUUCUGGACGCCACCCCCCAGGAGGAGAGUGAAGGCAUGUUCCGGUGCGGCCCAGCCUCCGUCACUGCCAUCCGAGAGGGCGACGUGCACCUGGCCCACGAUGGCCCCUUUGUGUUCGCGGAGGUCAAUGCAGAUUACAUCACCUGGCUCUGGCACGAGGAUGAGAGCCGGGAGCGGGUGUACUCGGACACCAAGAAGAUUGGGAGGUGCAUCAGCACCAAGGCCGUGGGCAGUGACUCCCGCGUGGACAUCACGGGCCUCUACAAGUAUCCAGAAGGGUCCCGGAAGGAGAGGCAGGUGUACCGUAAGGCCGUGAGGAAGCUGUUCGGCGUGGAAGCCCCCGGGAGGAGGACCCGGGUCCGCAGGGCAGGCAGCCGCGGGCUGUGGCGCGAGGACCUCAUGGAGCCUGCCACCAAGCCCAGCGUCACCGGCAAGUUCAAGAUGCUGGAGCCACCCAUGCUGGGCCACGACCUGAGACUGGCUCUGUGCUUAGCUAACCUCACCUCCCGGGCCCAGAGGGUCCGGGUCAACCUGAGCGGUGCCACCAUCCUAUACACCCGCAGGCCGGUGGCCGAGAUCCUGCACGAGUCCCACACGGUGCGACUGGGGCCCGAAGAAGAGAAAAAGAUCCCAAUCACAAUAUCUUACUUGCAAUAUAAGGAAGACCUGACAGAGGACAAGAAGAUCCUGUUGGCUGCCAUGUGCUUUGUCACCAAAGGAGAGAAGCUCCUGGUGGAGAAGGACAUUACUCUGGAGGACUUCAUCACCAUCAAGGUGCUGGGCCCCGCCGUGGUGGGGGUGGCGGUUGUUGUGAAAGUGACGCUGGUCAACCCCCUCCUGGAGAGAGUGGAGGACUGUGUGCUGAUGGUGGAGGGCAGUGGCCUUCUCCAGGGACAGCUCAGCAUCGACGUGCCCAGCCUGGAGCCCCAGGAGAAGGCUUCCGUCCAGUUCAGCAUCACCCCGUCCAAGAGCGGCCCGAGGCAGCUGCAGGUGGAUCUCAUCAGCCCCCACUUCCCAGACAUCAAAGGCUUUGUGGUCAUCCACGUGGCCACCGCCAAGUGACUGGCCACCACAAGGGGCUGACAGUGGAGGAGAUGGCCUCCUUUCCCUUCCUGUCCACCUCUUUGUCUCUCUUGAGUGGGAGCCAGGAGGCCCAGGUUCCAGUUCUGCUUCUCUUCCUGCCUCACUUUGUGAAUUUGGGCAAGUCCCUUCUUCUCCUGGGCUUCAGUUUCGCCAUCUGUGAAAUGAAGUGUUAGGCUCGGCAAGCCUUAAACUUUUGGACGACGAUGGAUGAUAUAGGGACACUCUUCCAUGUUCAUCGAUCACCCUCACCACUGGGAGGCUGACAGACCAAACAUCACAAUCACCGAGGCCCAUCCGGCUCAGCCAGCUCGUGCCCUGCUUGUUCACCAUCACCCUGGCCGACCCUUGGGCUCUCCUUGCUUCUCUCUCAGCUCCUCGGUGCUCUGACUGCAUCCAGACCCAAGAGUGUCCUCCCAACUCUGAAAAGGAUCCCAGAAGUGUUAGGGCUGGCACCAAAUCAUUCCUCAAUGCUCCCAUUUUACACAGAGGGAAGAGACUUGCCCAUAGCCACAGGGCGAGCUGGAGACAGCAUUGGGGUCUGUGCAUGCCAUUUACACCAUCUAAGUUUUACCCCAAAGUUGUGUUCUGAAAAUCAUCAGAUUUGAACCAAUGGGAGAUCUUCCCUCACUGAAGACCCAGGCCCAGCAUCCAAGAGUCCCCUGCUGCCUGGAAGAAGCUGAAAAUAGAAGAGCCUGAUUGAAUGGGAAAAUGAAGCCCCAGAUCUGAUCUCAUGGUGGUCAUUAGGGGUCUCUUUCCACCAGCCCAGGGUUUAUUCAUUUUUUGAGAAUGAGAGCAACAGUAACUUUGUAGAACCCACCCCCCAGCAGCUUAUACUACACACAAUCAUGUUCUCAGCAUCAGAACAGGACAGAGGCCUCUGGAACAAGGACUGGAGUGGAGAGCACCAGGACUUGAGGAUAACUGCACAUGUCGGUCAUGAGACUCAGCUCAGAAUGUUCUAGACAGCCAAAAGAAUUAUAAUGACCAGAGAAUUUUAAGUAAUCUGCACCACAACAAAAUGGUUCAUCCGCGGUAGGACACUUGCUGAAUGCAAAGUUAAGUGGGAAUAAUUGACAUAGAAAGUCUUUGCUAAAAGGAGGUCAGACAAAUACACGGACAUGUGUGGUGGGUGAUCCUUGUAACCGAGGCCCCCGUGAAGGCUUUUGUCUCAUGAUUCUACACAGCAUGACGGCUUGGAGAACCAGAGGUGUAAAGGACCUGCUUUCCAAACCUGGGUUUGGGAUGCUGAUCCCGUCCAUAUAAGAGGGGCAGCUGGAGGUCCAGAGCAGCAGCCACUUCCUCAGGGUUGAGCAUCAGGAAGGAGUACUGAAAGCUGACUACAACAGAGGGGAUCUCCCACUUUUUUUUUUAAAGAGUUUAUUCAUGAGAGACAAAGACGGAAGCAGAGGGAGAAGCAGACUCCCCACAGAGCAGGGAGUCCAAUGUGGGACUUGAUCCCAGGACCCUGGGCUCAUGACCUGAGCUGAAGGUUAAGCAGAUGCUUAGCCGACUAAGCCAGCCAAGCACCUGGGAUCUUAGUAAAAGGGAUGCUCCUUCCAGCAGGGAGACUAUCUUGGCCCCUUGCAGUGGCCCCAGACAUCUCAUCCUUCAAGCAAAUGCCAAUUGCCCACCUUCCUCAGACUUGGCUGUACCAGGUUGUGCCUCCCAGGAGGCUGACUCUGAGACAGAGCUUAGCAUGCAGGACACUUAGCGAGGAAUGACCUGGGGGUCAACACAGUGGAAGGGAAGCAGGAUAGGCAGAGGGAGAAAUGGAGCCAUGAUGCAGGUCCAGUGACAGCCUGGGCCCACCCCAAGGGCAGCUCUGGAGCUAGCAUGGCCCAUGAGAUUUGUUCCAGGUUGGGCCAGGGUGUCCGGGCCUUUCUAUGCCUGCAUCUAUCACAGAUUUGCCCCAGAAGACAAGUGACUUUGAGCAAGAUAGCUCUCUACAGCAGAGGUCAUCCCUGAAGUUGUCUGUGGUCAGCACUCCCAGCAGUUGGGGGAACAAACCCUCCACUGAAGGAAAAGCUAGACAAUGUGUCUCCACCUGCGUUCUGUUCAACCCAAGGACAGAGCAGUGACAUUACAAAUUCCCUGUGCUCGUGGUGAUUACCGUCCAGCUGAUGGAGACAGGCACUCAAUCACAACAUUUUAAAAGGUACAAAAAGUAAAAUGAGAAAUAAGAGUAAGCAAGUAAACAAAUCUGUGGAUAAGCUGAUUGCAGUUAGUGAUGUGUGCCAAAGAGAAAAUAAAACCCAAUGUCACCUCUCCCAGAGUUGCAGGGGAUAGGAUAGCACCACUUCCCAUGGUGGCAUCAGAGAAAGAGUCUCUGGGGAAGUGACAUCUGAGCUCAAAUUUUAAUAGUAACCAAAAAAAAAAAAAAAGAUGAAAAAUUAAAUGAGUGUGCUUACUACAUGCCAGAAACUGUUUCAGGUGCUUUAUAUAUAUUAAUUAUUUAAUCUCAUAACAACUCCAAGAAGUACAUACUAUUAUCGUCGUCUUCAACUUACCUUGUGGCACAGCCAUGGCUGGGCACCUUGACUCAGACAAGGCCUAUGCUCUCUCCUGAGAUUUGGAUGCAGGGAAUGUUCAGAAGGCAUCACAGAUGGUGUAGAUGGUGGAGUCCCAGGCAGUGCCCUAGCCAGGUCAUUUCUGCUGUGACAUGGUCGUCGCAUGUUCCAGUUACCUAUCACUGUGUAACAAACCAACCCAUAACUUAAAAUUUAAAAUAAUCACAAUACUUAUUUUGUGAAUGAAUCUGCAAUUUGGUCAGGGCUUGGUAGGCAUAGCUCAUCUCUGCUUGACUUAAUGGAGCUGGGACAGUGGAAAGGCUGGGUCAGGAUUGUCUGAAGGCUUAUCCACUCACAUACAUCUCUGGUGGUGGAUGCUGGCUGUUGGCCGAGCACCAAGCUGGGCUGUCAGCUGGAACACCUACCCACAGUCUCUCCACGUGGUCUGGGCUUCCUCACAACAUGGUGGCUGUGGUACAAGGGCAAGCAUCGAGAGAGAGAGAGAGAGAGAGAGAGAGAGAGAGUCUCAGAUAGACACCAUAUUGCCUUUAUGUUUUAGGAUUGGAAGUCAUCCAGUGCCACUUCUACCACAUUCUAGUCAUCAAAAUGGUUACAAAGUUCCUCCAAGUUUCUUUCUCUUUUUUUUUUUUAAGAUUGUAUUUAUUCAUGAGAGACACAGAGAGAGAGAGGCAAAGGGAGAAGCAGUCUCCAUGCAAAGGAGCCUGAUAUGGGACUCCAUCUCGGGACUUCGGGAUCACGCCCUGAGCCGAAGGCAGACACCCAACCACUGAGCCACCCAGGCAUCCGGUUCCUCUAAGUUUCAAAAGGAAACAGACCCAAUUCAUCAUAAAAAGUGGAAAGAUUCUGGAAGAGCUUGUAGGACUAGAAAUAUUGCCAUAGAUACAUGUGGAAAUAUACAAUCUGCCAUGCUGUUUCCUGCUGCCUGCUUCUUGACCCUCUGAAGACUCGUGGAAUCCCAUAUUUCCCUAUGUCUGGUCUAUCUCUUACUAUCCUCUCCAAUUUGCAUUUAAUUUCUACACCAUCCCCUCUGCUUAAGCCAACAAGAAUCAGUUUCUUCUGCUUGCAGCCAAGGAGUCUGACUCGUGGAAAUGAGCUUGGUUUGUCCCAGGAACAAAGUGAAGGCCAGUGUGUCCAAAGUGUCCUGUGGCUCACUACCUUCUCCUUGAUAUUGGUCAGCAGUCCUAACCUUCAGUCUCUAGAUGGUAACCAACAAGGGGGAUUCAGAGGCCAGCACCUUGGCCCUGACUCCUCCAAUAGCUUUCUGUUCAUGUUAUCUUUGCCAAUGCUGCAGCCCUAAAGGGGUGUCUCCUCAAAAGAUCCCUGGCCUCCUCUUCAUUGGUGAGGUUCAGUGGUUUCUAGGACUAUUUCUUAAAUUAUGCAGGCAAGGCAGAAAGGUGGCUGUGGUAAUUAGUGGUGGUGCUUGAAUCAGCCAAGGUUCUCCAGAGAAACAGAACCAAUAGGAGUAUAUAUUGGACUUGUCAGCCUCCAUAAUCACAUGAGCCAAUUCUUUAAUCAACUAUAUCUCUAUGGACUAUCAAUGAACAAUCCAAACCAAUUUAUAUUUACAUUUAUAAUCAGUCAAAAAAAUACAAAAUACUCAGAUGUCAAUCUAACAAAACAUACAGAUUUACAUACUGAAAACCAAAAAAAAAUGCUGAUGAGAGAAAUCAAAGAAGAUCUAAAUAAAUGGAGAGACAUCUCUUGGUCACGGAUUGGAAGACUCCCUAAAGAUAAGAAGUCAAUUAUCUCCCCCAAAUUGUUAUAUAGGCUUAAUGCAAUUCUUACCAAAAUCUCAGCAAGAAAAUUUGAUAAAUUGGACUUCAUCACAAUUCAAAACUUUUGCAUCCGUGAAAGAACCUGUUAAAACAAUGAAAGACAAGCUCCAUACUGGGGAAAAAAUGUUUGCAAACCAUGUAUCUGACAAAGAACUAGAAUCCAGAAUAUAUAAAGAACUCUCAAAAUCCAACAGUAAAAAAACAAUCUAAAAAAUGGGCAAAAGACAUAAGCUUUUCACCAAAGAGGGUAUACAGAUGGUAAAAAUAAAUAAAUAAAAUAAAAUAAAAUAAAAUAAAAUAAAAUAAAAUAAAAU